Molecule: messenger RNA, 769 nt
Organism: Vespa velutina
Lineage: Eukaryota; Metazoa; Arthropoda; Insecta; Hymenoptera; Vespidae
Exons: 4
Coding region: 178-621 (147 amino acids)
Cellular component (GO): extracellular region
Molecular function (GO): chitin binding
Source: RefSeq, a predicted model, not a curated record
AACGUGUGUUGUCCGGCUAUCUGCUCUUAUAGAAGUCAGCUGCAUUGCCAACCGAGAACGUCAGUGGUUCGAUCGAGUGUCCGUUCUCACCGAUUUAGAUUCGACGAGUUAAAAACUCUGAAGAAAUCUGUUGGAAGCGAUAAUACCGUGAUAAUUUUGUUCGAGUCGCUUUUAAAUAUGGCCAGGGGUGAUCUUUUAAUACUAAAUAUUAUAUAUUGUACAACGAUGGGUUUACCAACUUUUGGACAUAUCGAACGUAAUCGUCUAGAAACUUACGAAGAUCUGUCAGAUCAAUCAAUCGAUCUGAAUCUCUUCAGCAAUUUAACUUUUCAAUUCUCUUGCGAGAACAAACCGAUUGGUCUUUAUGCCGACGUCGACUACGAUUGUCGGAUUUUUCACGCUUGCGACGAUGAUGGAAAAGGCUUUCCAAUGAUUUGCCCGAAUAAUACGGUCUUCGAUCAAAGACAACGAGUUUGCAGUGACAUUGUAAAUGACUGUGAACACGCUCACGAAUGGUAUUAUAUCAACGAAUUACCUUAUUCCGACGAAUUGACAGAUUAUAACAAAGUUGAAUCGAUCGAGGACAAUAUUCCCACGGUCGUGCCACUUGCUGCAUCUUAAAAUCAAAUUAUUGUAUCACUUGUAAAAAGUUUAUUAAUUCUUCUUUUUUUUUUUUUUUGUAAUAAAAACACUUAAAGAAAGAAAACACGACGAGAAUAAUAUGUAUAUUUUAUUCGUUAAUAACUCAUAAUCAGAGAUUAUCAUUGAC